GGGCAGUGAGCCGUGCGGGACAUAGAGCCCUGGAGUGUGAGCGCGGUGCGGGGCGGGGAGAGGCUGAGGAGGCUCUGAACACCACAGGAGGUAACAUACAGGCUGCCGAAUCCUCUCUCCUCCGGGUCUGGACUGUCACCUCAGGGUCCGGACUGUCACCUCAGGGUCCGUUGGCGCCAGGCGUCCCUCCCUCCUAUCCCGGGGUGCUCGGAGGAUGCUGUGGAGGGAGCUGAGGCUGCGCUGGAGAACCUGCACCCUGCGCCUCCUCGCCCUGUGCCUGGCCGCCCUGCUAUGCACUCACUUUUCCGCCGAGCUCAAGCGCAAGUCAUUGUCCCAGCCCGGGCUUAUACUCAAGGUGCCACCCAAGGAGCCGGGGGCAGAGGUGUACAACCGGAGACCUGACGAGGUGCCCAGCAGGAGGCAGGUGAUCUACGUGAGAAGGAGCAGCAGCAACGGGAGACAGGGGGGGCACUCAGGGGUGCGCAAGAGGAACACCCUACAGCCUGUGCGUUGGCAUAUUGAUCUACAGCCCUGGGCUGGUCAUUCACAUUCACUUGAAGAAGAAGCUAGACGAUUCCUACGUUAUAUCACAAAUUCUCAGAUCACUUGUUCUCACUUGGUGACCAAUGGACUGACAGAUCAUGUGGUUGACACUCUGAAGCCCUGGACCGUCUGCCUGGAUAAUAAAUUCAGCUUAGCACACCAGAUCAGAAGUAAGCAAUGUCGUGUCUACUCCUUGGGAUUAGGGGAAGAGGAGAACAUAUUUGAAUUCAGUAUGGCUUCGGAAGGAUGUGAAGUCCAUCGGUUUGAUCCAAGCAUCCCAUCUGCCCACAUCCAUGAAGCAGAGGGGCUCUGGCAUCAUCGUCUGUCUGUUGACUGGAGGGAUCCUAACCCAGCGAUAGCUCCACAUAGAUUACAUAGUAAUACUAAGAAGCUGAAGACCAUUCUGAAUGAGUUUGGACACUGGAAGAUUGAUGUCCUUAAAGCAGACAUGGAAAGCGCAGAAUGGAAGAUCUUAGAAAAUAUUAUACUAGAGGGUAUUAUCGAGCAGAUUGGACAGCUUGUUUUGGAGAUACACCUUCACUGGCCUGGGUUCGAGGUCAGUGGAAAUGACAGCAGUGUUGUCAGAUACUGGUAUAGUUUGUUCAAAGAGCUUGAGCAAAAGGACUUUAAACUUUUCUAUACAUACAAAGACUUAUCUAAACCGCAGUUAUUUCUUAAAAAGGAUGUCUUCAAUGCAAGCAGUUGCUAUAUACUGAGCUGGGUAAAUACCAGGUGGACAUGACACAAAGGUAUCUGAUGACUUGCGCAGAAUUAAAUUUGCUCUCAGUAUGCUGCUUGAUAAAGGAAAAGAGCAAUGUGGACGCAAAUGCUGUAAGUAAAUAAAAUUUUUAA
This is a messenger RNA of Hyla sarda, 1395 nucleotides long. RefSeq names its product methyltransferase like 24 (gene METTL24). The coding region runs from base 215 to 1285 and encodes 356 amino acids. NCBI's taxonomy places the organism in Eukaryota, Metazoa, Chordata, Amphibia, Anura, Hylidae. The transcript is spliced from 5 exons. The record is from RefSeq and is a predicted model, not a curated record.